AUUUGUUGCGAUGCACUGCGAAUCAACUAUCUAUGAAGAGGGAUCAUUCAACAAAAUUCGAAAUCUUGCUAGGGAUAAAUAUGUUUUCCGUGGCAAACGCGGCUAAAAACAAUUGUUGGUAGGCACAGGAAAAAAUACUGCUACGACCCUCAUCAUCGUCCGGGCUACCAGCGGGCUGUGUAGUUAUGGAAGAAACGAUGAAGGUGCCAAUGGGUCCUCCUUCUGCCCCUGUAACGCUUGAGGAUAACAAUAAUGAGAAAAGCAACAGUAUCAGUUGUUCAGUUCAGCCUUAUGCAAUACCUCCCUGGAGUGAAAUUCCUCCUCACCCUUACUACAUCGAACUUGUCAAGGAUGGAGUCAUUCUCGACAACCUCAACGUUUCCCAGAAAGGAGCAUAUAUGUUUGGACGCAGUGAUCAAUGUGAUUUUGUUUUGGAGCAUCCCACUAUUUCUCGCUACCAUGCUGUUCUACAGUACAAAGGAAAUGGUGAUGCAUUUCUUUACGAUCUUGGAAGUACUCAUGGCUCUUUUGUUAACAAGAUCCAGGUUAAACCAAAGGUUUAUCAAGAGUUAUAUGUGGGAGAUGUUCUUCGAUUUGGCCAUUCCUCGCGUUUAUACAUUUUCCAAGGUCCUACUGAGCUGAUGACAAAGGAAAGGCUAACAAAAGGCAGGAGCCAGAGUCUCAGUGGAUCCCAUAGUUUAGAGGAGAUGGAUGAUAUGGAAGCCUCAUUAUUGCGUGCAAAGAGAGAGGCUGAACUUGCUGAUGGAAUAUCAUGGGGAAUGAUGGAGGAUGCAAUUGAGGAAGAUACAAAGGAAGAGGAUGAGGAAGUUACUUGGGAGACAUAUAAAGGCGAGCUUACUGAGAAACAGAAUAAAACUCGAGAUAAAAUUAUCAAGCGGAAUGAAAAGGUUGCCAAUCUGAAGAAAGAAAUUGAUGCAAUUCAAGCAAAGGAAAUAGCACAGGGUGGUUUAACACAAGGUCAACAGACUCAAAUUGCUCGGAAUGAAAUACGCAUACAGCAGAUUGCUGAGGAGCUUGAGAGUUUAGAAGAAACCCUUAAUGAGAGUAUCCAAGAGAGCAUUGGGGCACGAUCUGGAAGAGUGGGUCCAAAAAAGAAGGAAGGAGUUGUGGAUGAAGAUGAGGAUGAAAGUGACAGUGAUGAAUUCUACGACCGCACGAAGAAAGGAACAAGAUCAGGACACAUGGAAGAAAAGCAGCAAGCUGUUGAGACCGCAGAGACAUUGCUUGAAAAGAAGGAAAACAUUGCUAGGGAUAUAGAGAAUACAAUAGCCGCUUUACAGGCCGAGGAGCCUGGUAAUCUGACAGAGAAUGGGAGAGAGAGCCUUGAAUCAGAGGAUCCCUUGGAUGCAUUUAUGAAAGGACUUUCAUCUCAAAUAGUGAAAGAUAAGACUACUCGACUUCAAAAGAAACUUGAAAAGCUUCAAUCUGAAAUGGACCGAAUUGUUUUUUUGCUUAAAAUUGCGGACCCAACUGGAGAGGUUUGUCGGAAACAAGAACCAAAGUUGUGUUCAUCAACUACUUUCCAAGCAGGGCAGUUGGCUUUAGGUUCAGCUGGUAAACCUAUUGACACACAGUUCUGUAAGGACAAGAAGAAUCCUAUCAAAUUACAAAGAGGAGAUAAUGCUGUUGGUGUUAAAAACUUGCCAUUGACAGCAGUGGUUGAUGGACCAUCACGAAAUGAAAAAAGUAGCAUUGGGGGUUCUGAUGAGGAGGUGAAGAGUACCAGUGGGGUUCCGAAUAAAGAGAUUUCAGCUGUAACAAAAAAACAGUGGCUUGGAGCUGUACAUAAUACAGAAGACAAUGUGCACAAUCAAGGGGAAAUUAGUCAUCCUGAGAAUGCAUUUGAUUCAAGUGAAUUUGUUGGAUAUAAAGAGAGAAAAAAGGUACUUCCAAGCACCAAGGAAGAUAGAACCUCAAAAUCUAUUCUAGAAGAUGCAGAAGGCCUCGUAAUAUUGAAACCAAAAGAGAUGAAUUGCACGCCUGACCCCAUAAAAAUAAGGAAGGAAGACAAUAAAAAUGAGAAUGUGUCCUCCAAUACUGGGGUGGAUGCAGAAACAGCUGCAGAAGAUGCUGUUGCUCUGUUGCUAAGGCACAAGCGGGGCCUUGCUACUUCUGACAAACAAGACCAGAUUGAAGAGGAAGACAUAACAGGUAAAGAUGAAUCUGCUCAGAAAAAGAAAACCAGAAGACUUGGACCUGAGAAACCAGCUUUUUUGGAAGAAGAUUGCACUCAUUACGAUGCAUGGGUACCUCCUCAAGGGCAAACAGGAGAUGGCCGCACUUCACUUAAUGAUAAGUAUGGGUAUUAAUGGGUUCGAUAAUCUUUAAUGCAGUUAUCAAUUAAAUUAAGGUACUUCAAGAUUAAGUCCAUGCUCUUGUUGGCACAAUUCGAGUUCUCUUUAUAAGCUCAAGGAAGCAGCAGUACAGAAGUGACCUACUAUUUUCAGUAUUUUGGAGUUACUCUAGAAAUGUAGACAUAUACAAAAGGAUUAUGGACAAGACAGCAGAAGUAAGUGAUGCUGACAGAUGUGUGUAAUCGUCCAUCCUGCUAGAUGUAUAUAUCUAAGAAGAAAAACAAGUUCAGUGUGCAUACAUGUUUGCUAAGAAGUUAUGAGCUUUCUUAUUUCGAAGAAUCUAAAAAUGUUUCAUAUGGUGUGAUUCAUUGGACUUUUUCUGCAGAACAUUAAUGCUUGAUUGGACCAUUGCUUCUUAGUAUUCCUGCAUGCCUGCAAAUCCACCUUCAUGUACUUGUAAGUUAUCAUUAUGAAUUUGUGCUUACAAUUUAUUGUAUGUUGGGUACCAAUAAAAGGUUGCCCCCGCAGAGAUUCAUCACACAUUUCAAAUGACAUGUAGAUAUCUUUUUGACUGGCAAUCACAGGUCUGUAUGAGAUAAAUCUGCCAUUGGCCAUUGUAUUGUACUUAAUUAAUUAUCAUAGUAGGGCAUGAAACUUUUAUUCA
Molecule: messenger RNA, 2979 nt
Organism: Cryptomeria japonica (Japanese cedar)
Lineage: Eukaryota; Viridiplantae; Streptophyta; Pinopsida; Cupressales; Cupressaceae
Exons: 12
Coding region: 186-2330 (714 amino acids)
Molecular function (GO): protein binding; mRNA binding
Source: RefSeq, a predicted model, not a curated record